AUGGUUGUCCACCAGAUGCAAGUGAAAGGCUUGGGCAACAUACUGGAACCUACCGAAAAUUCCAUGGAAAUCAUUGUCGUGUUUGAUGCGAACGGCAUAGACGAAAGCAGCUCGAACAAAUGUGCAGCGCUCAAACAAGUUCGGUCACAGUAUUGGAAACACGGAAGUCUACACCACUGCAGAUUUGUCGAAGAAAAGGAUGGAGUGCGGACGUUAAAUGUCAGCGACGAUCGUGGAAAAUUGCCUUCCGAUCACAUAUUACAGUCGGACUUCUUGUUCUGUGCCCUAAACCGACAGAUAAAUUUGGAUGAAAUAAGAUGUCAAACUUUGGUAGUAUUAGUGUCCCCUACAAUCCAUAUGCCCUAUACUGAUUUUGUCCUUUCGAAGAGUAACAGUUAUCCGUCUUCACAAGCUUCGUUUCUGUGUUUCCGAAUCGGAACGCUGAAUCUACUCUCCUACGAUAUUCGUAAGCUAAUCGGUUCACUUACAAAUACACACUGCCUUGAUCCUGUGAUGUACUUCCAAGUUCCCAAUCAUGAGGUAACUCAAAAGAAUGCGACGAACUUAUUUCGAGAUGAAUACGGACUAUUCAGUGUCGCCUGA
Molecule: messenger RNA, 603 nt
Organism: Opisthorchis viverrini
Lineage: Eukaryota; Metazoa; Platyhelminthes; Trematoda; Opisthorchiida; Opisthorchiidae
Exons: 5
Coding region: 1-603 (200 amino acids)
Source: RefSeq, a predicted model, not a curated record